Molecule: messenger RNA, 6276 nt
Organism: Entelurus aequoreus (snake pipefish)
Lineage: Eukaryota; Metazoa; Chordata; Actinopteri; Syngnathiformes; Syngnathidae
Gene: letm1
Product: leucine zipper-EF-hand containing transmembrane protein 1
Exons: 15
Coding region: 296-2581 (761 amino acids)
Biological process (GO): intracellular monoatomic cation homeostasis
Cellular component (GO): mitochondrial inner membrane
Molecular function (GO): ribosome binding; calcium ion binding
Source: RefSeq, a predicted model, not a curated record
GAAUCCACUUCCGCCCUGAUGGCGACUUCACGCUAACGGUCGAAUGACGUCAGAGGAACUUGGAAGUCCUGCCCGGCGAGCUGUCAGGCAGCGUUAGAGAGACAGGAAGGGCAUGAACGCAGAGCUGGAUCAUCCGAUGUUGUACACUUAUUUAACCGUCGUUUUUGGUCUUAAUGUGUCCGCUCGAACGCUCUUAAUUUCGACAAACACACUAGCUAACUCGUCGGCUCGCUAGCUUGCACGUGAAGGCAACGUUCGAGGUAAGCUAACUCGGCAGACACAGAAAAGCCUCCGCAUGGCGUUAAUCUUGUUUACGAGGUCCAGGGCAUCUUUAAUGACAACUUCUAGAUCGCUAAACAGCGAUCUACGCAAAGCUAAAGGGAAACUAAAAGACACUGCCUGUUUUAACUGCAUUGCGUUAAAUCUAUCCAGUCAAAGACAUGACGGGUUCCGACUAGUCAGCUCGGCCCAGCUCUCUCAAUUCAGACCAUCAGUCCAGUCCGAUGGAAACGUUGGCCUUUCCCGGACCUCGGACGCACAGCGCCUCGUCUGCAAUUUUGCACUCGGGGCCUUCCCUUCGCCAUACCCUGCCAUUUCUGCAAGUUCAUGGCGGCAGGACGUCACUGGGGGCCUCAGGUGGAUACAUACCUCGCCGGAAAGGUGGGACGACUCCAAGGUGGAAAAGUCGCUGCGGUCACUAAAGGAUAAAAAAAAACUGGAGGAAGGAGGGCCGGUGUACAGCCCGACUACGGACGUUGAGCCCGUCAGGCGGACGCUGCGACAGAGGGUUGUGGAUGAAAUCAAACACUACUACCACGGUUUCAGGCUGCUGUUUGUUGACACCACCAUUGCUGGGCGCAUGCUGUGGCAAGUAUUGAACGGACACAGUCUGUCCCGCCGGGAGAGAAGACAGUUCUUACGAACCUGUGCAGACGUCUUCAGACUCCUCCCUUUCCUGGUGUUCAUCAUCGUCCCCUUCAUGGAGUUCCUGCUGCCCGUCGUGCUCAAGCUCUUCCCCAACAUGCUGCCGUCCACCUUCGAGACGCAGUCAAAGAAGGAGGAGAGGUUAAAAAAGGAGCUGCGGGUCAAAUUAGAGAUGGCCAAGUUCUUGCAGGACACCAUUGAGGAGAUCGCUCUGAGGAACAAGGCAGCCCAGGGCAACGUGACUGAGGAGUUCUCCACCUUUUUCCAGAAGAUCCGAGACUCCGGAGAGCGUCCCAGCAAUGAGCAGAUCUUGCGUUUCUCCAAACUCUUUGAAGAUGAGCUGACUCUGGACAACCUGACCCGACCACAGCUGGUGGCGCUCUGCCGCCUUCUGGAACUCCAGUCCAUUGGGACCAACAACUUCUUGCGCUUCCAGAUCAUCAUGAAGCUGAGGAACAUCCGUGCAGACGACAAGCUGAUAGCAGAGGAGGGUGUGGAGAGCCUCAACGUAAACGAGGUCCAGUCCGCAUGUCGGGUUCGAGGGAUGAGAUCUCUCGGGGUCACAGAGGAGCGGCUGAGAGAACAGCUCAGCCAGUGGCUGGAGCUGCAUCUCACCCAGCAGAUUCCUACCUCCCUGCUGCUGCUCUCUCGAGCUAUGUACCUCCCCGACACUCUGUCCCCCGCCGACCAGCUGAAGACCACCCUGCAGACGCUUCCUGAAAUGGCGACAAAGGAGGCUCAGUUAAUGGUGGCCGAAAUGGAGCUGUCCAAAGUGGACAACAAGACCAAAGUGGAAACUACGCUGCAGGAAGAGGCGGCCAUACGUCAGGACAACAAAGACAGGGAGCUGGAGAGGCUGGCUGAUGCUGCUGAGAAGGCUGCCAGAGAUGACGAGUUGGAACAGGAGGCCAAGAUAAGCAGACGCAGCCAGUCUCACGCUGUUCAUGCCGACACGCUCAGGGACACAGCACCUGCCAUUGAAGGAGUUAAAUAUGAACAGUGGCAGACAUUCCUGCGCUACCAGGGCGAGGAGAUCACCAAAGAGGAGAUCGACAUGAUCAGUGACGCCUGCUCCAAGUUGAAGGAGCAGAAGAAGCUGCUGACUUUGGAGAAGGAGGAGCUGGAGGAGCUCAAGGAUGACGUCCAGGAAUACAACGAGGACCUGCAGGAGAUCAAGAUGGAGCUCUCCAAGACAGGCCAGGAGAAGGCAGUGCAGGAGUCCAAAGCCAGCCAGCGUCUGUCCAAAAGAGUCAACCGAAUGAUAGGCCGCAUCGACAAGAUCAUCCUCGAGCUGGAGAAUGACAAGGUGACCCUGGACGGACAGAUGGACAGCGCAACCACGCCACCCAUCGGUCUCUUCUACACCUUCAGGGAGAACCUCAUUAGCAUCGACGAGCUCAUCGUCGUCAUGCGGCAGAUCCAGAACAUUCCAGAGCACAAGCUGCAGAGCAUCGCUGAGGCGCUCGACGACAACAAGGACGGCAAGAUCGACAUUGACGACGUCAUUAAGGUGGUGGAGCUGAUCGACAAGGAGGACAUCGACGUCUCCACCUCGCAGGUGGCAGACAUCAUGGUGAUGCUGCAGAAGGAGGAGAAGCUGAUCGAGAAGGCCAAAGAGAAGGUGGAGAAGGAGCAGGCGGCCAAGCUGAACGGCUAGCCGCUAAUGUCCGUGCGACAGGAAGCAGCUGAACUGACGAGUGGUGGUAAUAAAAAGGUAACAAAUAUACCUUCUGGCAAAAAAAAAAAAAGACUCCUCCACAAAAUGAGCUCCUGUCGGACCUUUAAAAGGCAGCAGAUCAAAGAAAGCAUACACUUCAUUGUGGGGUUAUUUAUUGGAGCGGCAUGACAACCAAGCAGGAGAAAUUACAUUAUGUGAUGACGCACUUUAAAAAGUGUAAGAAAAUUAUCCACAUUACAAUCAUCCACAUCACGAUCACCAUCACACUUGGACAAGAAUUAAGUGUAACACUGGAUGUCUCCACAAAAGACACCAUCAGCGUACGACUGUCAGACAACAGCCGUUAGACACAACACCAUUUCAUCCUUCGGCUGCUUCCUCCUUCACUCCCCCUGUCAUCAUGACUUACCAGCAGCCGGGCUGCUGCCAAUCACUCCCUGCUUGUUGGCGUCUCGCGCACGCUUGUUUGAAGUGGCCUUAACGCCGACAUCUUUGGACAAACACGAGGUCUUUCCGCUUUGUGCAAACUUGAAUGAGCGGCCUCAGACCAGAUGGAAUGUAAAAGCAUCUAAAACAGAAGUACCUCGGUCCAAUCAUCCGAAAAAAAUAAUGUAAAUCUAAUUAUUCUGUCCCAGACGCCCAAAAAUAUGAUCACAAAACACACUUUAUGGAAAUUAAUUUGUUUUACAUGCAGAAAACAGUGUGAAAUACAAAUAAAUGAUGAAUGAUUUGUCAUUUCACCUUUUAUUGAACACUCGUUCAAUAGUGUUUCUCAACUCCUUUAUCAAAGUGCUGCCACUCGCAACUCUUUUUUUUUUUUUUGGGCCCACGGUGGAUUAUUUUGCAGAUGUACACAAUAAAAAAAAAAGCCUGAGUCACCAACAUGUGGGUUUUAUUUGUUUGGACAGUCCGUUUAGUGGAAUGAUACACGGGCAAACACGACAGUCGUUCCUUUGCCACAUGUCAAUCAUUGCAGUGUCACCACACAAUUGGGUUUUUUCUUCUGUACGUUUGGACGCCUUUUUCAGACCUUUAACAUGCACGAAAAGUCUCCUUUUUUUUGCAGGCGCAUCAGGUAUGGCGUAAAAUGUCAUAUUUUGGAAGUACUGAAAAAUACAUUUUUAAAUUGGCCACCUUUUGAAAUGAGAAAAAAUUAGCCCCUCUUACCAGUUUCACGUAUCGACACAAAGAUCGCAGGAGACGUCUAUCAUGACAAACUGCACAUAAAAGUCUCAGGAACCCAUACCUGAAAACGAACAAGAAGUUGGCCAUCUUGGUUUUCGUCUUCCAUUUUUUGGCGAAAAAAAGGGUUGUAAUUUAGCAACUUCCUCUUAGGGACUUUGACCAAAUUAGUCGCGGUUAAAAUGACACAUACUACAUAUAGGCGAUGAUAAAUUGCAAACAAAUUUUUCCUGCGCCAUAAGAUGUGGGCGUGGCAUGGCGCCAAACAUUGCUCUGAUGUUUUUUGGUCAUUUUUGGGCGAAAAAAUGGGUCGUAUUUGAACAAACUCCUCCUAGGAACUUUGACCAAAUGAGCCACGGGUAAAAUGACAGAUACUACACAUAUAGGUGAUGAUAAAUUGCGAACAAAAUGUUCUUACGCCAUCAGAUGUGGGUGUGGUAUGGCGCCAAACUUUGCUAAGAAGAUUUCCGGCCAUUUUCCAAAGUAAAAAAGAGGUCGUACUUUAACAAACUCCUCCUAGGGACUUUGACCAAAUAAGUUGUGGUUAAAAUGACACAUACUACACAUAUAGGUGAUGAUAAAUUGUGAACAAAGUUUUUCUACACCAUAAGAUGUGGGCGUGGUAUGGCGCCAAACUUUGCUCCGAUGGUUUUGGGUGAAAAAAUGGGUCGUAUUUGAACAAACUCCUCCUAGGGACUUUGACCAAAUGAGCCACGAUUAUAAUGCCAGAUACUACACAUAUAGGCGAUGAUAAAUUGCGAACACAUUUUUCCAAUGCCAUAAGAUGUGGGCGUGGGUUUGGCGCCGAACUUUGAUCUAAUGGUUCGCCAUGAAACGUUAACUCAUUUAAAAAAAAUAUUUUUUAAGCAUAUUCUGUAAUGGUUUUGGUCCAAAAUUUAGCAUUUUCAGGCAUUAAAAAAACACAAUCAGAGCGCGCUGUUCAGUAUCGUGCCCAGUGAUUGGCUCAGCCUCAGACGGCGUCACUAUGUAUGGAUUAAACGAAUGUAAAGGUCACUAAAGGGUGUUCUUUCAUGUCCAGAGGGAUUUCAUAAUGUAACGUAUUUAGAAGGCCUUGAACCGUUUUUUACGCUCUAGCUCUGAAAAUAUUUGUUUCCCUACUUAGCGGAAAUUAAUUUAUUGCUGUCAUCAACAGCGAUAAAUUAGGGACGGCUGUAUGUAGUCUGUUAUGCGCGAUAAUUUGGUUGUACAAUAUCCGAGAAAAAGUGUAUGAAAACCGGAUCGUACGCAAAGCGGGGGCGUUCAAAAACCGAGGUACUAUGUGGUAUUUGGAGAAGCGUUCUCAGUUACACUCAGCCAGGGGCGGCAGCGUUUAGGACCCAAAGGUUUGGGGCUCCAUUCUGCAGUGGGGUGUACAUAAAUGUCCACUUCAUUUCCAGUAUCGGAUUGAGCAAACUGCAAGGUUUAGUUUGAUUAUGCAGUUAAGGCAAUGCACUAUUUGAUUACCUGAUACUUUGUUUACAACCGUCCUCCAUGUUGUACCUUAGGAAGAUAUACAUUUUUACGGGGGAUUUUGCUUUAAUUUCUUUCUUUUGGAUGUGCAUUGUAUUAAUAAAUGUUUGCUCUUCAGAAAAUAUACAAAUAUAUAUAUUUUUUCCUAUAGAAAUUGACUUUAGAAAAGGCAGCUGGAGGCAGACAGGAAGUGAACGAGCAUCUCAGGCUAACCUCUUUCCAAACCUAAACAUUAUUUUAAUCAAAUUAGUCCAGAACCAACAUACGUUCCAAUUGAACUGGCAGAAAUGGAUUUCGUUCAUAAACAGAUCAAACCACAAUAACUAGUGAUAGCUGAUUAUGUAUUUGACAAAAGUGGACCAAAAAACGAUUAUAAUUUGUGUUUCAAGUCACGUUGGAAGCAACAAAAAAGUAGACAUUUUUAUUUAGCUCAAUCAGGUGUUCCUAACUUUUUUGACCUUACGGUCCUCUCAAAUAUUAAUACUUGAUUUUAAUGGUAUUCUAUAAUUAUACCUAAUUUACUUACUGUUUAACAGGUUAACAACCUUGUCAAAUGAUAUUACCAAGGCUUAGGUCAGGCGGAUUGCACAAAUAAAUACUAAUCAAAUAUACUGCAAGAGAGAAGGGACUCAUAAAAACUGACACAGUGCUAAAAUGUAUUUUUAACUCUGAAUACUGAUAAUGUAAAGUGUAGAUAAAAUUAAAGUACAAACGAAAAUACAGCUUUACCACUUAAGUCAUCAUUUUUGCGCUUAACUUCUCACUGACUGUGGCGCCAGACUUCUUCUUCAUGCCGACCACAACUUACAAACAGGUAUUAUUUUGGCUGCCCUCCUGGCCCUAAGGUUAAAAAACACUGAUCUCGACUGUAGAUUUUGAACUAAUUUUUUCCCUGAUGUAAAUUUGUGAUAUUUUUUGAGGAAGUGAAGGGGUUCGAGUUUGACGUGAAAUUGUACGAAACAAUUUAAUUGUUGUCAUUGCAGGCUACACAAAGAAAACAAAAAAUCUAAAUAAAAAGAAAA